GCCAAAAGUCAAGUAAAGUCAAUCAAAUCAAUUUGAUAUCAUUGUAGGAUUUUUAUAAAUUCGUAUUUCUAUUUCAUGGAAAACGAUAGGUUCUUGAAAUGAUAACUAGAUUAAUGGUGUGGAGUGUUUAGAUGUUACUAUUAAUGGCAAAACUGCCGAAUGGCCGGGUUUAGUUGGUACCUUUCUGAGGGCUUCCAAGUAAUUAUUGAGAAGUCGAAAGAGGCGAAAUGUUCAUUAAAAGAUGUACAAUUGCGUUUUUUGUGCCCUGAUGAUUUGGAAGAGGUAAGAUCUUUAUGUAGAGAUUGGUUUCCGAUAGAAUAUCCACAAUCAUGGUAUGAAGACAUCACGUCUUCCGAGAGGUUCUUUGCCCUGGCGGCAGUGUACAAGAGUCAGAUAAUAGGCCUCAUAGUGGCCGAGAUCAAGCCAUAUCUGAAACUGAAUGCAGAGGACAGAGGAAUACUUUCAAGAUGGUUUGCAUCAAAAGACACACUUGUGGCAUAUAUACUAUCUUUGGGUGUGGUUCGUCCGUUCCGUCGCUCGGGCGUGGCGACGCUGCUGCUAGACGUGUUGAUCAACCACCUGGCGGGCGCGCUGCCGCAGCCGCCGCACGAGCACCGCGUCAAGGCGAUCUUCCUGCACGUGCUCACCACCAACACUGAGGCUAUACUGUUCUAUGAGAAACGAAGAUUCAGGCUACACUCUUUCUUGCCGUACUACUAUUCGAUAAAAGGCCGCUGUAAAGACGGUUUCACGUACGUCUACUACGUGAACGGUGGUCACGCGCCGUGGGGUCUCUACGACUACGUCAAGUAUGUGGCGCGCGCGGCGUGGCGCGGCGGCGGCCUGUACCCCUGGCUGUGGGGCAAGCUGCGCACGGCGCUGACCAUCGCCUGGCACAGGUAGUGUACACACAGCGAACAGUUCAUUAUCCUGUUGAGUAUUGCCAGCCAAUGCCAUUUAUAUACAAAAGAUACCAACACUGUACUGUUUGUAUCUAUUCGACGGCAUAGAAGUACCUAAACUUAAAUUUAUUUGGAACUGAAAGUCAUACAGUUACAACGAGAGUAAACUAUCUGUGAGUAAUCGAUUUUACGCGAUAGAAUAGUUUCAGUAUUCGUAACUCAGUUGAAAUCGUAGAUUUUUUUCUAGCUAUGGGGCAACGCUGACCAUUACCUGGCACAAGUAUAGUUGCCUGGCACAAGUAUACUUGCCUGACACAAGUAUACUUGCCUGGCACAAGUAUACAGCAAACACUUGACAAUCGCAUUGAGAACUCCCAUUUUGGCGUUUUAAAAGAAUAGAUAGAAUUCACUACAGUGUAUUGGAUCCAAGUUCAUUCCUACCUAACAUAUUCGAUCGCGUAAAAGUAUAAGGAAUUGAAACAACACUUCUACGCAUCACUAUAUAUUUUUUCUUGUUGUAACUAGAUGACACUCUUUCAUGAUACAAAAUCAAGUUUAAUUCUUUCCGUGCACGAAUAUGGUUAAAAACUCUUAACACAGUUGACCCUAGAGUUUCCUCUGACCAUCUGAUUCAUGUAACCAUCGUUUAUUCUACGACUAUUAAUUCCAGUCAGUAAAAUGACAUUUCAGUGACAGUUGCACUUAACUAUUAUAGUGACAUUUCAGUGACAGUUGCACUUAACUAUUAAAAUGACAUUUCAGUGACAGUUGCACUUAACUAUUAAAAUGACAUAAGUGACAGUUGCACUUAACUAUUAAAAUGACAUAUAAGUGACAGUUGCACUUAACUAUUAAAAUGACAUAUAAGUGACAGUUGCACUUGUCAUUUUACUGACUGAAAUUCAUAAUCGUAGAAUAGCACAGGCAGUGUUACAUAAUGCAUACCUACAUCAAAUACUUGACCAUCGCAUUGAGAAUUGCCGUUUUGGCGUUUAAAUACAAAAGAUAGUAUGCGACGCUACAGUGUAUCGAAUACAAGUUUGUAUCUAUUCGGUGGCGUAGAAGUAAACUUAAAUUUAUAUGGCACUGUGAAUAGAUAUCGAUAAUGGGGAUGAUGACUAGGUUUGAAUAUAUUGAUUUUUAUGAUACAUUCGGGUAACAAUGUUAACUAAUUUAUACAUAAAAAACAAAGAUUGUCUGAAUAUUUGCAAAAUAAAUGAGAUUAUAGAAUUUCAAAAUCUAUUAAAAAUAUUUUAUCGCAAUUAGAUGAAAAUUCAUACAGUUUUGGCUUCCUUACAUUCAAUGUGACAUUUUUUAAUAUAUGAACUAUAAGCAUAAACGCACAAAUAACAAAGAUAUUAGUAAUUUUGUUAGAACGCGCAUACAAAUCUAACGAUCAUUACAUUGCCUAUGACGUCAUUAGUUCGAGCCAUUUUGUAUGGGGCGUUUUUCAGGGAUCCGCGGCAGCGCCGCAAAUCUGACCCUUUAAAUCCCUGUAGCUCCGAAAGUAAUGAUCGCAGAUACCCUGUUCCUUUUACAAAAUUGCUUUACUAUUAGUAUACUCUUAAUUUAUAUACAAUUUAAAAAACUGUCAUCAUCCCUAUAAAUUUUACGCGAUCGAAUAGGUUCAAUACUCGUAACUCAGUUGAAAGUUGAAACCCUAGAGAUAUUUCUGGCUAUAGGGCAAGCUGCAGACAGCAUUGACCAUUGUCUGGCACAGUUACACAAGUAUACAGCGAAUGUGAACACUCGACCAUUGUGUUGAGAACUGCCAUUUUGGUGUAAAAAUAGUAUGCGACACUAAAGCUGAACCUGCCAUAGUUUCCAUUAAAGCUUUACUUUUAAUUUACCCAUUACGAGACGUAAAAUUAAUACCUAAUAUUAAAUUAGGUAUUAAUUUAUAUUGACUAUUUAUAAUGAACAGUUUCAAAACAGUAACCAUAAAAGUAAACACAUGCAAUUUCAACAUUCUUCUGGUAAUAUGCAUCACAUGUCAAGCUAAUCGUUUUGACGGCCUCCUAAGGCUUUUUGACGGCGUCCGUGGUGCAGUGGUAUUUGAGGUGGAUUUACAAGACGCGAGAUCCUGGGUUCAAUCCCCGGCUGGGCCGAUUGAGGUUUUUCUAAUUAGUCCAUUAGUUACCACCCUACCGACAAAGACGUACCGCCAAGCGAUUUAGCGUUCCGGUACGAUGUCGUGUAGAAACCGAAAGGGGUGUGGUAUUUCAUCCUCCUAACAAGUGAACCCGGUUCCAUUUUAGAUUGCAUCAUCACUUACCAUCAGGUGAGAUUGUAGUCAAGGGCUAACUUGUAAAGAAUAAAAAAAAAACAACCCUUUACUCCCCAAAUUUCUGUUACUGACACCACUUUCAGACUUUUGAUUUAGCUGAUUGGCACUAAGUCUGUGGUCAAAACUGCAGUUUUUGCCCUUGUACUAUUAUACUUCGCAUAUUAGCUAUAGUGACGCAUACUAUGUGGUAUUCCGCCAUUUAGAAAUAUCAAACUAUGUCAAAAAAUCUCAUGUUGAAAUGCUUUUAUCAUGCUCUUAAAUAUUUACUCUCCAAGCAUUGAUUUCUUAAUAAAUCCAUUCCAUUUACAUUGUGUAAAAAUAUAAAUAAAUUAUAAUUAACUGAACACUGAUAUAUAUACUUGAUACAUCUGUUUACAAUUCACAUAGUUGGAAAUUUCUAAAUGGUCAUAAUUUAAAUAGAAUAAUUGUGAAUUAGUAAACACUACAAUAAAAUAAAAAUAACGUUGCUUUGUUGGCACAUUGUUAUUUCUUAUAAGUACUGUUAAUGUUCGACGAAAAAUUAACUUCUAACUUUUACAAAUCGACCCUAAUAUUAAAUCCUAAUGUAGAUUAAGGUUAAGGCAAUCAAUCAUGUGGCAUCAAAUUUCUAUGACGGUAUUUCCAAGUUAAUAAUUCAUUUAUUAUUUCCAUUAUAUCAUAAUAAUAAAUUCUCAUGAUUCAAUUUUGACAAAAAAAUAAUAGAUUAAAACUAACCAAAAAUAAACUGAAUGAAGAUUAAAUAUUUUAAUAUCUUAUAAUUAACCUAAUGCUAACCGAUUUCGUUUAACCCUUAUGCUUGUGUUGUCUCAAAUAUUUAUGAUAUUUUUAUUUAAAUGAUUUACUUAGUGCAUAAAAGAGCAUUAUAGGCAAACCCCAUAAAAGAGUCCUCUACAUGAUACAGGGGUCGUCGAGUACGAGAGCCCCGAUAUCUGACGUCAUAACCGUCAUAUCCCCUGGACGUGGGAUAUGACGGUUUUUUAACUCACGAUUUUGGGAGCGCCCGGAUUGGUACACUCAGGCCAAAACACUCUUCCAGAACGACGCUUUAAGCCGGGACCCGAGUCUCUGAGGAGAGUCCCCCCAUCUUUUAUGCCUCUGCCUUCGGGCCCCAUCAGGAGAUGCUUCUGCGCUCGCCCAAACCCCCCGGUGACGCCGCUGAGGUCCCAUUAAGGAGCCUACAGCACUAACACAAUAAGAAAAAACAAAGGGUGCGAGGUACAACAAUAUAAUUGACAUUUAAUGAAUGAAUGAAAAAUGUGAUUGGUACCCUCUCUGUAAUACUUACCUCGACAUUAUUUUACAUUAUUACAGAUCCCCACAUCCCUUUACUUCGAAGGAUUUGACGAGGAUUGAAUUAUGACGUCUUUAGACACUUACCUACAUAUUUUUUCAUAUUUGUUAUUUCUUUCCGCCGUCUAGAGAGACCAUUAUGCUAAUGUCACAGAGGAAUUGAGUAGGUUGCAAAUUUAGCUUUGAAUAUUUAUUAAUAUUAUAAUUGUGCACUGUUUAUAUUAAGUGCAUUAUUGCUUCCUUUCAAUUGUCCAUUGAACAAAAACGAAUUUAAUAUGACAAUUAUACACGUAUUCUUCAUAUAAAUUAUAUUAAUAAGUGAAUUAAUUGAGUAAUUCGUAAUACAGUAAUAUACAUUCAUACUAGGUAUCUCAUAUUUUAAAUCAAAACCCAUAUUCAUCCAAUAAUGGCCAAGUCUCAAACCUAAAAAAAAUAUAUAAUACAUCCUGGUUUAAUUCUUAUGAUGGACCUAAUAUUAUUAUCAUUUGUGAUGGAACGAUGUAGAUUUAAUUAAUAUAAUAAAUAAAUAAUUUGUAUAUGUAAUUUAAUUCAUUAAUUAUUAUUUAUGAUUUGUGUCAAGACGAAAUCAAUUUGCAUUUUUCAUUAUUUUCGAUGUUGAUCUCACGCUAUGAAAAACAAUCGCAAAAAUUUCAAAACACAACUUCCUGUCUUGAAAUUUAAUAAAGAUAGAUGGAAAACGAAAUCAAUUCGUAAUCUAACUACCAUUAGUGUCGAAUUUGACAAAUAGAUUGUUUCUAUCUCCAACGUCGCCGCUCACAAUCUUAUUACAAAUAUUUGCGUUUGAUUUUAUCUUUAAAAUUCGGUUAGAUAUUGUUCAUCACCCAAUAUCACAUAGAUUACACAGUAUAUAGAUGUGACCUUGACACAAAUUGAAAACUUUUAGAUAGCAUUUUUAAAUAUUAUCGAGCAAACAUUUUUUAAACUUCCAAGACCUGAUUUGAAAUCGGGAAUUAAAAAUUAUUUCAAAUUAACAUUAAAAAUAUUAAAAAUAGUCGUUAUUAAUAACAAAGAUGCUAUAACGUUAAAUGUCUAGGUUAGAUAAAAUACUACUAAAAAGUCAAAACACCAAAGGUUUUCGAGAUUGUAAAUUUAAAUACUCCAAAUACCUAAAUUAAUGUUAUUAAACCAAGUUUAGAUGAAAUGUUUCGAAAAUGUUAAGAUAUUUCGCCUUAAAUAAGGCGCCUUAUAAUGAGCUACCCUGCUGACUUAUAAAAUAUUAAUCUUCAUAUGCCAAAAUUUAAUCUGGCAACCACAACUAUACUUUUUAAUUUAAACAACAAUGCUGCUUGACUUCAGAAAUAAAAAUAUUAUUAUUGUAAAUCAUAAUUCAAUUACAAAUCAUCUCUAUUUUUCCACUGUAACUUGCAUAGCGUUCUUAUUUGCACAGUUAAGCUACCUAAUUAAAAAACUAACCAGACAAUUAUUUUACGAUAGUAUAAGAAUUUAUUACAAUAUUAUAUACAAGCUUGUUUGUACAUAUGUGUGUAAUAUGUAAUUUGUGUGUAUGUAUUUUAGGAUAAUCUAAUGUAUUGUUUAUUUGUUACAUACAUAAAAAGUAAAAUAUGUAUAUUUCAGUUGCAUUUAGUAAAUUGAUAAAUAAUAAUUAAAGUACACGCUUUACAAGCUGCACAAGAUUGGUAAAAUAUCUAACAAAGAUUUUUCCUGUGGUAAAUUGUGGAUGUAAAAAACAUUCCUAUAACCUAUAAACACUUUAAAUUUCAAUAUUUUAAAAAAACCUUUAAAUUUCAAGAUUAAUAUGUAAAAAGAGACCUCGAUAUUUGAUAAAAAAAAACCUCGAUAUUUGAUAAAAAAAAAACCCUGCAUCAUUAGAAUUUUGUAAAAAAAAAUGUAAUAUUCGGAAAUCAAGUUCAUAGAUUUUGGAAAAAAAAUACUUGAAUAAAAUGGAUCAAAACGACGGAUUUUACCUACUAAUCUUACUAAAAAGAGCUUUUUGUUUAAUUUUAUUAUUUGUUGUCAAUGGCUAUCAGAGUAAAUUGUAGGAUAACUUUAAAAUAUUUUGUUAAAAAGCAACAUUAAUAGAAAGUUUUGCCUAAGAUAGCCUACUUUAAUAAUAGAGUGAUGAAUACUUAGUUUCUCUGAAGUUGCAAUCGAAUAAGUCACUAUAAAGCCACAAUAGAGCAGCAAUAUAAAUAACAGUUAUAUUUGUGUAUUCUAUUUGUAUUUUUUUUUAUAAAUACAUAAUAUACUCGUUUAAGUAAUAUGAUAUAUUACGUUUACGUUAUCUAUUUUUUAUUUAACCAAUAUUUGAUGUCAAUUAUAUGUUUAAAACGAAAAUAUUUAGUUUAAUAUUUAUAACUAUUGUAAAAGAUUUGCAUCAUUAAUUAGCUACUAAUGUUUUGAUUAAUUGUAAAUAACUUUUAUCACAUCGGUAACGGCGUUUUCCAAAAUAUUCACAGAACAUUUUUCUGAAAUAUAUAUUUCAGAAAUGUUUUCAUUUCAAAAAUAAUAUAAUUUUAGGAAAUACUAAUAAGAUAAAAUUGUCUAAUAUAAUUUAUUUCAUUGUAAAAUAGUUCUGCUUUAUAAAAAAUAUUGCAACCGAAUUAUUAUGACUAAAUGGCUAAUGCAGCCACAUCACUUGUAGUUUAUUGUUUCCGAAUGAUUUGUACAUCUGUCUAGUGACCAUCAUACCAGCAAAGAAACAUUUAUUUGUUAGUAAUACCUAAUAUUUGACUUAUAAACCGGGAAGGUGGGGGGGCUAGAAUAGACUUGAUAUCGGGAGCCAGGCCCUCCUAAGGAAAUAAUCCUAGAUACGCCAAUGAUUACACAAGAGAUGUGCAAAGGACAAAUACGCUUGUCGCCUGCUCGUCACUAGCUCUCCUCUGUCGUAGUACCCCCCCACUCCACCGCGGACACUCAGACCAAUUACAAAUGGAUCAGUAUCGCACCUAAACCCACCAACAAAAUUCUGUAAUUUUUUGAAAGGGACGAGGUGAACUCACACAUUGAAAAUAUUUAACAUCAAUAUUCUGUGUCCUUACACUACACACAACUAUAAAUUUGAUUAGCAGUACACUCACAUUUAAUUCUUACACAGACUAAUAAUUUACAGAUCGCUUAGACUAUAUCCACAAAACAUAUACACAGGAUAUUAAAAUUUUUAAUCGAUGUGUUGCUGUUCCGGCUGAAGAUUGAUUCUUUUUACUUUGUAUUUAUUGUUUUUAUUAUGAUAUAAUUAACAAAUUAACCGUAACUUUAUCUUUUAGUAAACUACAAGUUGUUGACCGUUUUUUACACCAUUCAAGUACACAAAAACACGACGAAAACGAUUACAAUAAUGAAAUAUCAUCUAUUCUACAGCAACAGAAACAAUUUAUAAACGUAUUAGAUCGUUGAAUCCUGAUCUUUGACAGAGGGUUAAUGUCUAGCGAGUCAGUCCUUUUGUAAUUGGUCUAAGGCGGGCGAGGUCUGCCUUAUGGGAAAUGCCUGUAGAUAAAGGCAGACCGUGCCUUCCAAAUUAUUUAAAUAUGCGCCAAAUUAUAUAUCCCGUAUUUUCCGAGUUAGGUAUUUAAUAUAUUCCACAGGAUCGAUGUAUAUGCGAUGAUUACAAACUGUGAUGUAAGUGUAUCUAAAUAUUUUUAACUGGCGUUUCAACACAACACAUACAUUCUACUUAUGAGAUAUCUACAAAUACAUGCAAAGUGUAAUGUUCUGUUGUAAAGCAUUUAGUGUGACGUCACGUUUUGCGCUUCAUAGACAGUACACAGGCGCAGUUUGUGAAUGUGUGGAGGUGCCGGUUAAAAAUAAUUUACAUAUUAUUAUACUGUACGAUAUUGGCAGGACGACACCAUUAUCAAAUUUUUGUGAUAUUUUUUGGUACUCUAAGCUUUAAAACUAAAAUUGAUUUAUUUUGGCUUCACGAAUUUUAUUAAUCUCUGCUUAAUUACCGUGAAUCUUUCAUCACCACUAACGAUAAAUUAAAAAAAAAAAACGAGUUAUGGCAGCGAGGACUAACUUAUAUGUACAGUUUAGUGCCAUGAUUUUAUGCCAAGACAUUUUGAAGUAAGGUGCCUGUGUGUUCACAAAUAAGAUGUAAUUUAUAGGCUAACAUAAAUAUAUCGAUAUCCAUUAUUGUUAAAAAAAUAAUUGUAGCAAUACACCUAUUGGUCAUUUGUGUAAGAAAACUUUUACAUAAUUCCUGUGCUAAUGUACCAGUUUCUUUUUUAUUUAUUAAUUAAUUAUUAUUAAUCCCCAAAACCAAAGUAAAGUUAUCCUAUAUUCUUUCUCUUUAGUUAUAAAUAGAGCUGCAAUUCGACUAACUCCGUUAUCAACUAGUUCGGAUGUCAAUUUUAAAUGACUAAUUCGGACUAUAGUGAUGACUUAUUCGGACGAUAGUGAUGUGUAAAUGCUCUGUGCUUUAAGUUCCAGUUCUGAGUGCAGAUUUAUGCCAACUUGUGGUGCACAAGACCUGAGCAACUGUUUCAUAGAAAAACUUUUUCUUGAAGCGCUGAGCAUUUAGAGCACUGAGCAAUUGGUGUUAUGGAAUUGGAAUGCGAUGCGGCUCUACCAUGUUAAGUAUUUUAGUGUUAUAUAACAAUUAGUAUUAUUAUUUACGGACCAUGCUUACGCAUGUCUUUUUUGUAUUUAUUUUUCAUAAGAUGAACCUAUUUAAUAAUGAUUCCAAAUUUAUUUCUUGUGACUUGAAACUUUUUAUAUUUUAAUUUAUUAACUUAUUGUGUAAUUCAUUUUAAAUUCACUGACAUUUUUGUAUUAUUGGUAAUGUAAGUUUAUGUUAAACACAUUAUAUAAUUGAAAAUUAUUUCGCUUAAAAAUAAAUAUCAUUGUUGACUACUA
Molecule: messenger RNA, 9312 nt
Organism: Bicyclus anynana (squinting bush brown)
Lineage: Eukaryota; Metazoa; Arthropoda; Insecta; Lepidoptera; Nymphalidae
Gene: Naa60
Product: N-alpha-acetyltransferase 60
Exons: 5
Coding region: 160-903 (247 amino acids)
Biological process (GO): N-terminal peptidyl-methionine acetylation
Cellular component (GO): Golgi membrane
Molecular function (GO): protein-N-terminal amino-acid acetyltransferase activity; histone acetyltransferase activity
Source: RefSeq, a predicted model, not a curated record